Messenger RNA from Pogona vitticeps (central bearded dragon), 1253 nucleotides. The record is from RefSeq and is a predicted model, not a curated record. Lineage: Eukaryota; Metazoa; Chordata; Lepidosauria; Squamata; Agamidae.
AAAGUGCUAUCCAGUGCAGCAAAAAUCCCCAGCAGAGGAUACGAUUAGUGCAGGCAACUCCACAGUUUGAGGUAUCCAGAGGCAGUUUCCAAGGACUCAAAUUUCCUGACAGCUUUACAGUCUGAGGAAGACUACAGUGAUUCUUUCACAGAGCCAAAAUAUUCACUGGAGAGAAAAAUGGAACAUGUGGACUGGGAUGUGACACGGCGUGAAACUGUCGAGGUGGGCGGGGUUCUUCUUACAAAGCAGACAUGUGACAUAUGGGACAAAAUAUGGGCUUUCCAAGCCAAGCCUGAUGACCUGCUCAUUGCAACCUACGCAAAGGCAGGUACGACAUGGACACAAGAGAUUGUAGACAUGAUUCAGUGUGAUGGAGAUAUCGAGAAAUGUAAACGUGCUUCCAUUCCAGACCGACAGCCUUUUAUUGAAAUGGUUACACGCAAAACAUUGCCUACUGGCCUGGAAAAAGCUGAAGCAAUGCCCUCACCAAGAACAUUGAAAACCCAUCUUCCAGUGCAGCUGGUGCCUCCAUCAUUUUGGGAGCAAAACUGUAAGAUGAUCUACGUGGCAAGAAAUGGUAAAGACAAUCUAGUGUCUUAUUAUCAUUUUCAUAGGAUGAAUCAAAUGAUGCCAGAGCCAGGCACAUGGGAGGAGUUUUUUGAGAAAUUCAUAGCUGGAAAAGUGCUCUGGGGCUCCUGGUAUGAUCAUGUAAAAGGAUGGUGGGAGGCAAAAAAACAUUACCACAUCCUCUAUCUUUUCUAUGAAGAUAUAAAGGAGAACCCAAGGCAUGAAAUCCAGAAGAUAAUGCAGUUCCUGGAGAAAGAACUGGAGAAGGAGGUUCUAGAUAAGAUCAUCCAUUACACGCAAUUUGAGGUCAUGAAAAAUAACCCGAUGGCCAACUAUACCUUUGUCCCUCCAGAAAUAAUGGACCAUACAAUCUCCCCAUUCAUGAGAAAAGGAACUGUUGGGGACUGGAAAAACUAUUUUACUGUGGCACAGAAUGAAAGAUUUGAUUCGGAAUACAAACAGAAGAUGGCAGGAACGUCUCUGACUUUCCGCGUGGAACUUUAAUUGAGACCAAUUGUUUAGUAUGCAUUUGCUGUUCUGAGCCAUCAAGACUCUUCUGACUUAUGGCACCAAGAGAUGGACACGAGCUGCAGUUUGGCAUGCUUCAACAGAUUGGGGCCACAGGUGUUGCAUGGGUACACUGGAUUCCCCACCCCGCCUCCUCACAUGGGCACCCACUCAGAGGA